Hyaena hyaena (striped hyena) is the source of this 3648-nucleotide messenger RNA. It is a transcript of the gene WASF3, whose product is annotated as WASP family member 3. The coding region runs from base 89 to 1597 and encodes 502 amino acids. The record is from RefSeq and is a predicted model, not a curated record. Gene Ontology annotation, molecular function: Arp2/3 complex binding; actin binding; protein kinase A regulatory subunit binding. NCBI's taxonomy places the organism in Eukaryota, Metazoa, Chordata, Mammalia, Carnivora, Hyaenidae. The transcript has 9 exons. Gene Ontology annotation, cellular component: cytoskeleton. Gene Ontology annotation, biological process: actin cytoskeleton organization; positive regulation of Arp2/3 complex-mediated actin nucleation.
CCAUUCAUUGAUACCUGAGCCAAAGCGGUGAUGCUGCCGGAAGGACAUUUCUGCAACCCAUAAGUCAACAGUUACACGAUUGUGAGCCAUGCCUUUGGUGAAGAGGAACAUUGAACCCCGGCACUUGUGCGGGGGAGCCCUGCCGGAAGGGAUUACCAGUGAACUUGAAUGUGUCACCAACAGCACUCUUGCUGCUAUCAUACGUCAGCUGAGCAGUCUAAGCAAACAUGCUGAAGACAUAUUUGGUGAGCUGUUUAAUGAGGCUAACAACUUCUACAUCAGAGCAAAUUCUCUUCAAGACAGAAUUGAUCGUCUUGCUGUCAAAGUUACACAGCUGGAUUCAACAGUGGAAGAGGUGUCACUGCAGGAUAUCAACAUGAAAAAGGCUUUCAAAAGUUCCACAGUCCAAGACCAGCAGGUGGUUUCAAAGAACAGCAUCCCUAAUCCCGUUGCUGACAUUUACAACCAGAGCGAUAAGCCGCCUCCUCUGAACAUCCUCACACCGUACAGAGAUGAUAAAAAGGAUGGACUGAAGUUCUAUACAGAUCCUUCCUAUUUCUUUGACCUCUGGAAAGAGAAAAUGCUACAGGACACAGAAGACAAAAGGAAGGAGAAAAGGCGUCAAAAGGAGCAAAAGCGUAUAGAUGGCACAGCGCGCGAGGUGAAAAAGGUUAGGAAAGCCAGAAACAGGCGCCAGGAGUGGAGUAUGAUGGCUUAUGACAAGGAGCUGAGACCUGACAACAGGCUGUCUCAGAGUGUGUACCACGGAGCAUCUUCGGAGGGGUCCCUGUCCCCAGGCACUAGGUCGCACGCGUCGGAUGUCACCGAUUACUCCUACCCGGCGACCCCCAACCACUCUCUGCACCCGCAGCCCGUGACCCCUUCGUACGCAGCCGGCGACGCGCCCCCGCACGGGCCAGCAGCCCCGGCCCCCGAGCAUGAGUACCGCCCCCCGUCCGCCUCGGCCCGGCACCUGGCGCUGAACAGACCCCAGCAGCCGCCGCCGCCGCCCCCGCCGCAGGCCCCGGAGGCGUCCCAGGCCGCCGUCCCCUCGGCGCCAGCCGACUACGGGAUGCUCCCAGCACAGAUCAUUGAAUAUUACAACCCCUCAGGACCGCCGCCGCCUCCGCCGCCCCCCAUGAUUCCUUCAGCACAAACUGCUUUCGUCAGUCCUCUCCAGAUCCCCAUGCAGCCCCCCUUCCCCGCCUCCGCGGGCUCCUCCUACGCAGCCCCUCCUCACCCUCCCGCUGCCGGGCUGGUGGUCACGGCCCCGCCGCCCCCGGGCCCCCCGCCGCCCCCGCCAGGCCCACCUGGCGCAGGCUCGUCUCGCUCUUCCUCCCCGAUGCACGGCCCCCCGGCAGGUGAGGCCAAGCGCCAGGAGACGGCACAGCCACCCAUAAGCGAUGCCCGAAGUGAUCUUCUUGCUGCCAUUCGCAUGGGGAUCCAGUUGAAGAAGGUGCAAGAACAGCGGGAACAAGAGGCCAAGCGCGAGCCCGUUGGGAACGACGUGGCCACCAUCCUGUCGCGACGCAUCGCUGUGGAGUACAGCGACUCUGAUGACGACUCCGAGUUCGACGAGAACGACUGGUCCGACUGAGGCGGGGCGCACGCGCAGCGGCCGGUUGCCGGCGGGAGACCGGGCGUCGGAAGGCGUGUCGCAGAUUUUCAGUGCCCUCCACCCCCACAUAGUGGUAUUAUAACCCCGUAGCUUAGCAACUUUUGUAUUAAUAACGUGAGAUCGCUUUUGCACAUCCGAAACUUCUGGGUUUUUUCAGUAUUUACUGUGUAAUACUUAAGUACCACCGAACAUAGCGGACCGUGCUGCCCAUGAGGAAAUAUGCCGUAACUAUUGCAUUAUCCCGAAAACAGCAUUUUGCUUCCUAUUUUCUUGGCCAUGAAAGUACUUAGUGCAGUCUGGGUUUCCUCUCCUUGGUCACUAUAAUCCUGCAGACUUGCCGUGUGUUUGUGAAGCUGCCUGGUGUUAGGUCGUUGCAAGGUUAAUGACCGUGUGUCAGACUGAUGUCUUCCAAUCAGUCCGUGAUCUUGUUUCACCUUUUCUUGGUUUUGUUUCUUUUUUUUUUUAAAAUGUGUUUCAGAAGAAGUUGGUUCUAGUGAGAAAGAUGUAACAAGGAAGGAGAAUCCAGUGUUUUCUGCUUUCGGUGUCUGGGCUUGGAAGUCCCCCCCUCCCCCCCCAGCCCCAUGUGAAUCGGAGCGAGUGUUCUGUUAGGUCAUUUCAUUUCCUUUGCAUGCUCUCAUGAAACGUGCGAUUGGAAGGGCCCUUUGCAGUCAGGGUUCCCUGUGGGCGUGCCCUUGGUCCCCGCUUGCGACAGCUGCCAGCGGAGGUUUGGGCAGCUACGCAGUGGGGAACAUGGGCAUCGGGGUUCUUCCUCGGUCAGGGGCCGUGGGGCGUGGCGCUGGAAACGUGUGACAGCCCUUAUGGCCUGGGCGCCAGCCAGCCAGCACAGACGCGGUGGUCCGGGACCCCCGGGCCUCAGGGAGGGCGCUUCCCAUGCUCGCAUUUCCUGGUGCCGUGGCCAGAUCAGGGAUCCAUCCCCGGGCGGGGCCGUGGCCCUGCUCCUCAAAGCACACGGUUCUCUUUUCUCACGUUGUCGUUGGCACAGUGAAUUCUCAGAAGUACCUCAUAGAUCAGGCCCGCGGCCGUACCGGGUCCCUGGCCCCCUCCUCGCCUUAGCCCUUCCCACUCUGCUUCCCACGCGACAAUACAGGAGAGCCCUGGGGUGCAGCUUGCCAAGGAAGGAAGACCGCCAGAAAACUUCCCGGUGGCCGCUUGUGUCUUAGGACUUAGGAUGAAGGAUCACCGCGUGUUCCGAAUAAACACAUGCCUCCAGGCUUUGAUUCUAGGUCCCACUGCACAGAUACACCGAGACGCUUUACUUAACUAGGGAUUCCGACCCGAAUACAGCAUUGCAAAUGGACUGCGGUUGUUCGUGACUCUCGGUCAUGACGAAGGGGUCUUUUUUAGCUCAAGGGAGAGAUGUCUGGUUCAAGGUACUCGUCUUUGCGGGACUAUGGCUGAGGGAUUUCUGGUACCAAGGAGGACUUUGGCUGCGCCCUCGCACCAGGUCUCUGUGUCCCCGAGCGGACAUGGACUUGGCUUGAGGGUGGUCACCCUACAGAGCCUCUACCUUGGGUUUCAAUCACAUCGAUUUGGCGACUCUGAAAAGCCUAACAUCUGCACCCCCUUCCCAAAACCGUGCUUCCUCUAUCAGAUUCCCUGAUAGUUCAGCUGGACUAGCUGUUUUGACCCAUGCUUCGCGAAGUUUCUGUUUCCUGGAGCUAGACAUCAUAAUUUUAUUGAGUAUAAGCUGUAGUUAGUAAUGAACUUUUAAAGUUCUCUCUUUGAUUUCUCUCCCUUUAUGUCAGCGUAAAGGCCUAUGGUGUUGGCAUUAUUCCCAAGACUUUUACCAUCUGUGGUCCUGUUUCGUCUCUAUUUCAGUAUUUUGUUCUUAUUGUUACUUUUGGAUUAGGAAUUACCUGUACAGUUUUAGAACUUCUAAUUUGGUAAUGCUUCUUUGUUUUCUUUUAAUGUCCCUUUGGUUCUCAGGACGAAGAGAACACAGGAAGCUACUAUCCAUGUCAGGAUUUCUUCUAUUUAUAUCUUAUUACAAUAAAAUUACUGGCACUUUA